This is a messenger RNA of Pestalotiopsis fici W106-1, 3921 nucleotides long. RefSeq lists its product as uncharacterized. The coding region runs from base 1 to 3921 and encodes 1306 amino acids. The transcript has a single exon. The record is from RefSeq and is a predicted model, not a curated record. Lineage: Eukaryota; Fungi; Ascomycota; Sordariomycetes; Amphisphaeriales; Sporocadaceae.
AUGAUCAGUCCGGCGGUCGAGAAUCACGCGGUCCGCCCUCCGAGCCCACAUAUUAGCCUACUUGCAGACGUUCAGGUGGAUCAGGCUGCUCAGAGCCUCGCAUUCCCGCAAUCUCAAGAAAGGGAGGAAGAAAGUCUACUGUCAACAACUGAGAGAGCUGUCUCGGGUCCUCAUGAAGAUGAAGGCAGGUCUGAUUCGCGCUCGGACACCACCAUGAAGGAUGUCUCUAUCUGGCGGCCUUUACAUACCCGGCCUUUGAUUAUCAUUGCCUUUUCCGCGUGGUUUGUGGCUCUGAUAGGGGCUCUUGCGGCUUUGUACACGAUUUCGGAGCACAACCAAGGAUUAUUCCCGAGUACAAACGAGUUACAGUAUCUCUGGAGAUACACGCCUGUUGCUGUUCUUACAUUGACUACAAGUCUCUGGGGGCUUGUCGAUUAUGAUGUCAGGGUCACAGCUCCCUGGAACGACAUCAUGAAAUCAUCUGGCUACCAACCUUUGCACAAACAAAGCAGCGCUUUACUGUUGGAUUAUAUCGAUAUGCUUUCUAUCAAAGUGCCUCUCCAUGCUACUUACAAUCGCCACUUUGCCGCUCUUGGCAGUUCCAUCAUACUCGUUCUGCUGCAAUGUCAAACCGUUAUAUCUGCCGGACUCCUCGCCGUGUCUCGCAUUGAAGCAGAGAAUCAGCAAAUCCCUUUCAUUUUGACGAGCAAAUUUACAGAUUCUGGAUCAAUAAAUCUCCAUGACACUAAUAAUCUCGCCCACUCAAGAAUGUUUCACACUUUGACGGGAGAAAGCAGCUUUCCAGAUGGCUGCACCGACCGUUGGGCUUAUCAGACCUUUUCGACCUUCUCGCAUGGGAUUGCUACGUCAGAAGUCCUGGUAGACGCAUUAACGUACGGGCUCAGCUGUGAGCCAGGCAAUAUGACGCUUAUGUCAUUGGGAAGUCUUCUCUUCCUCAAUGACUCUCACACAACGAAUGGCAAUAACGCUGUAGAGGUAAUAGAACCCAGUUACCUGAAGUUCCAGAUUGGAGAUUGUGAGCUCCCUGAAAUUCUACGGUACGACGCUCUAGGAACUCAGAACGGCACGAAUAUCGCUCAGUGGUGGACCAUCUCACUGGCAGAGGGAUUUGUGCCGGGCAACUGCAAUUCCUCCGACAUGGACCGGGACCAUAAACGCCUGAUAGUGUCAUUCAGCACGAUCGAGUACAUUGUCAGCAGCAAAAGGAACGUAUCCGAAGACGUGGGUGGCCAGGUCCAUCAAGGUAUGAACUACACAUAUCAAGCCACACGAGUACGCGCUACUACCCUUGUAUGUGCUGGUACAUAUAACUUCACCACUGUCCGGGUUCAAACACGUAACAACACCCGCCAAAUCACAUCAGUGGAAGAUACGGGACCCCCAAGAACUCUACCAAAUUUUCAUCCAUGGACAAUUAUCCAGUCAAUGAAAAGCAUCACCUUAGAUGUUGAAACCAAGAAUAAAACAAAUCCGUUUCCAGAUCAAUUGCAGGCCUGUGAUGGAAAUUGCUCCUCAAUGUCUUCCUGGGACAUAGCCGACUUGUAUAAUGCUUGGAACGAGUUGCACCAGAGAUUCGCUGUUUUCUACUGGCAUGAUACGAUGUUCAAUCCAGCAAAUAUAGGAACGUUUGGUACCGGAACUAUUGUGAGCAAUCGUUUGGUUGUUCAAGACUUGGCAUGCCACUUCCUUAUAGGUUCCUUAUCAAUAUGUCUCAUCAUUCUAGUUGGAUUCGGGAUUCAAAUACCAAAAAGUUGUGGGUUUUCCUGUCGGAUCGGAAGUCCAUGGAGUGUCGGAAUGCUUUCUGGCAUGGCAUGGCUAUUGAGCUUCCCUCGUGAGCUUGGAGGCACUGACCUGAAACAGCUCAAACUCGAAAUCAACCGACCCGGCCAUACAGUACCGGGCUUUGACCCGGCCAGCUGUCCAAGGCUUAUAAAAAGCUGGGGUCUACGCUCAGUCAGUCGCAUAGGAAUUUUACUAUACAUGGCUCUUCUUAUUGCAACACUGGAGACAGCACUUAGUCAAAGUGAACGAAUGAACGGAAUCGGAGAUAUUGAGAACGACUCAUAUCUUCAUUAUGCCUGGACUACCGGCCCUGCUGUUGUACUUACCCUAUUAUCCAUGGCAAUAUCUUCGGUGGACUUUCAGACCAGGAUGAUGGAACCUUUCGCUUUCCUGACUCAGACCGCAGACCUCGACAUUAUUGAUCUGGACUUGUUACGGCCAUCCUGGCCGGCCAUCCUUAAACAAGAGUGGUGGUCAAGGAGUUUCGGUGCAUUGGCAACUACCACAACCACUCUUGUUGCAGCGUGGCUCACAAUCGCCUCAGCUUCUCUAUUUCACGAAUUGCCUGUCCCUUCAACCUCAGAGUUACAAAUUGAGUCGACGAGUCGUUUCGUGACUUCAGGCCAGUGGUGUGACAACAGGGCUUCUUUCCCGGACUCGUCCCCAAUUCUCAUAGGUAAUCAGUCUUAUCCGGCAACAAGCUACGAGAACCUUGUGUUCCCUGAACUAUCUCUUGAUAAGGCGGCAUUGGACAGCAUUCAAUACGAUUUCAAUAACAAAGACUUCAAUAUAACGGCGACCAUACAAGCUUUGCGACCUAGUCUAUCAAAUUGUCAUCUGUAUUCCGCUGCCGACAUCGAAACCACUAGACUCCAGCAAGUAAUCAUAAAUGAUGGCAAUACUUUGCGAACUUAUGGAGCUGCACAGAUAGUGGACUUCAUCGCAGUUACUGUCAGAGGCGAAAGACUUCAUGACUGUCCCUGGAGGAAGGAUUGGACGGUCAAUGGUUCCGGAGACUCGCUGCAGCCGGCCCCUGAUGUGAGGAGAAACUACACCGCAACAUUCCCAAUGCCGAUAUUUGCAGAUGGACAAUUCGGGGCAGCUCAGCAAAGAUGCAGCUCUUAUUUAUUUAUUUGGGGACGUCACUCGCUUAAUAACCCUGAUUAUAGCUCUACUUCGGUGCUCAGUUGCAAUCAAACGAUGGGCGAGGUAGUUUCUGUUGAAAUGAACUUUGCCGGCUCCAAUUCGACAUUGGAUCUCGCCCGACCUGUGCAACCCUUGAAUGCAAGCAGCAUAUGGAAUAGCACGAUAAGAUUGCCAGAUGAUAGCACGACCUUUUCAAAGUGUGUUUCAGGUGUCACCACCAGCGUGUUCGACAUACCGCUUCAUGAACUCUACCAAAUGCUGUAUCUUAACUCCCCAGCUACCCCCAAAAACUGUUCGUUUGACGGCUUCUUUGGUCAGCUGGUCACGUCCAGAUAUGCAACCUUGAUGGCAUCUAUUGGAGACAUACUCCAGGAAAACGCCGUGAAAGACGCCAUCCUCUUCCAGCACAGCAUCAUAGCAGCCCAUGCAUUAGAUGGCAUUGGCCGGAUCACGAACCUCAGUGCAUUAAAUUUCCCGGACUCAGAAGGUAGCUUCGUGCCUGUUGCACUUCUCAGCGACUCCAUGUUUGAGCCGCACACGUUCGAUGCAACGGUCAUUUACGAGAACGAUCGACUCCGGCUAAUCCAAGAUAAGAAGGCUACUCGAAUCCUAGAGGGACUACUUGCACUUACAAUGGUCUUGUUCCUCUUGGGGUGGGCUUUGGCGCAUAAGAAGCCAGUGUUGCCUAGAGCCCCCACAAGCAUAGCAAGUGUUCUCGCCUUGCUGGCAGGAGGCGACCUACUCGAGGCCAUGUACAAGGAUAAUGACGAAGAAGCGAGGACAACGGCGGACCUGAAACUCAUGUUAGGUGAGGAUUGCCGGGUCUGGUUGGGAAUGGGACCUCCUGACGGGUCGGCACCGGCGGCAGGUGGCAGAAAAAGAUUUGGAGUUUGGGUCACGGCAGGUCCGUUUCGUGAACGUGAAAAGCCUGCGCCGGCAAGGAAUAGAGAGAGCGAGGACGAACUUUCGUAA